Molecule: messenger RNA, 924 nt
Organism: Lecanosticta acicola
Lineage: Eukaryota; Fungi; Ascomycota; Dothideomycetes; Mycosphaerellales; Mycosphaerellaceae
Source: the annotation of a GenBank genome assembly
AUGAUUGGAAUAUCGCUGAUAGGUGAUAAAUCGCAGCCCAGUGAAACUCUGGGUCCUUCAGUCAUUAAGCGUCUCCUGGAUGCUGGCUUCACUGUGACAGCAUUGACUCGCGACCCGAACGAGACCGUGAAGAAGUACUCCCCCAAAUCUUUCAACACCAUUCUCGCCGACUAUGGCUCUGUGGACGGUUUCGAAGCCACUUUACAAGCUCGCAACAUCGAUGCUGUGGUCUGUCUCAUCAAUCGUUCGGAGCUCCAGGCUCAGACAAACCUCGUUGACGCCUGCAUUGCUGCCGGAAUUUCUCACAUUAUACCAUCGUCAUUCGGAAACGACCUUCGCGAUCCAGCUUUACGCGGUUUGCCUUCGCUGAAACAGAAGGGAGAAAUCGAAGACUACCUCAACGAGAGGGCUCGAGAGGGAGCUAUCACUUUCACAAUCAUCAAUGCGGGAUUGUUCAUCGAUCGGGCUCUGGAUGCGAAUUUCUUCUUGAAUCUCAAAGAUGGUUCUGCGAUUCGGAUCUUCGACGGAGGUGACACGAAAGUCUCAGUUACAGUGCUCGAAGAUGUAGGGCGAGCUGUAGCUUCUGCUCUUCAGAGGCGAGAUCAGCUAGUCAAUUCAUACUGCUCUAUCCAUUCUGCCGUCGUCACUCAGAACCAACUUCUGGGAUACGCUAAGGAGCUGUGUCCACGGAGGAAAUACACAACGAUAGAUCUGAAUACGCUGGAGAUGGUCGAGGUAAUGGAGGGGAGAUUGGAGGACGGUCACGAGAUGUCGGCGGGCAACGGCAGGGCGUACUUGCUCCGGGAGAUGUUUGGGAAGGGUACUUUGCUGUUCCAGUCGACGCAGAACGAAACGCUUGGAAUACACGAGUGGGAUGAGAAUAGAUUGAAGGAUCUGGUGGCGAAAUAUGUGAGAGACGACUAA